AUGGAUGCUAAAAACGACGGUGAUGUAAAAACUGCUGAUCCUGAAAAGAACGAGGACUUUAGUAAAGCCAAAGAAAACGAAACUGGAACUUCCAGUGCCAAAUCUGGUGUACCAGCUAGUUCGUCCAAAACUGCAGUAAACGAUUUAGAUACUGUAGAAUCGCCCAAACAAAUCGAUGAAGAAGAUUCACCAGCAUGUCCGCGGUUGAAAAAUAACAAUCAACUAUAUUGUUAUGACCGAGAAACAGCGAAAACGUUGAUGUAUUUAAUAGACAGUAGAGAUCGGGAGAAAGUCUCAUCAUGGAUAAGAAAACUUGACACGAUGAAUGACAAGGAAGGAAUGUUAGAACGUGUGAUAUACGCUAAGUACCUAGUGGCUUCACUGAGUGGAUCGUUGGGAUUGGUGGAACCGUUCACGUCUAUGCCCCCGGAUAUUGUAAAACCUUUACAAAUGAUCUUACCACCAACUGUAUAUGCCGACCUGUUGAAAGACGAACCCGAGCCAGUUGUAAGGAAAAAAACAUAUGCUCAUAAAUUGCCGACUACGAAUAAUCCAUUGCUACUAGACAAAAAGUUUUAUGAACAACAAUUGUUUCCACCAGAAGGCAUCAUAUGCUAUGCUGCUGCUUUUAGCAUCAUAUGA
Molecule: messenger RNA, 642 nt
Organism: Metopolophium dirhodum (rose-grain aphid)
Lineage: Eukaryota; Metazoa; Arthropoda; Insecta; Hemiptera; Aphididae
Exons: 3
Coding region: 1-642 (213 amino acids)
Source: RefSeq, a predicted model, not a curated record